Molecule: messenger RNA, 3798 nt
Organism: Hevea brasiliensis (rubber tree)
Lineage: Eukaryota; Viridiplantae; Streptophyta; Magnoliopsida; Malpighiales; Euphorbiaceae
Product: serine/threonine-protein kinase CTR1
Exons: 15
Coding region: 605-3433 (942 amino acids)
Biological process (GO): protein phosphorylation
Molecular function (GO): ATP binding; protein kinase activity
Source: RefSeq, a predicted model, not a curated record
UCUCCAGACCAAAGGUGAGCGCUCACGCAAGCUGCGCCCACUAGCCUCUUCACUUCUCUCCCCCUACAUAUCUCUAUUUUUUCAUUUUCCCACCGGUUCCCCUCCUCUCUCUCUCUCUCUCUCUCUCUCUCACGUUGGAGCAAACUCACUCCGCCUCCGUUUGAUCCACCUUUCCUCCCUCUGACCACCGCCUUUAUCCCAAAAAUUGCCUCUACAACACCGCCGCAAAGAAAAGCUUGGCUCCUUUAUCAUUCUUAUCCCGAGGAAAUAUCCUCCUUAAAAAAGCAAGCAAGCUAACUAGCUUUGUUUCAAAGCAGACGCAGAGAAGUGUAUAUCCCUGAAUAGGUUUGACUGGAACGAGUUUUUAUUUUUGGUUCCUCCCUUGAGUCUGCUCGAUUUGCAGAGAUUGAAGAGUCAAACCGUUUUUUUAUUUCAUUGUUUUGAAGUUUGAAACAUGGCUUGAAUUUUGCGUUAGCGAGAAAGAGAGAGAGAACAGAAAAAGUGUGUCAAAGCUAGCGUGCUAGGUGAGUGGGUGGUAAGGGUGCGCUCGUGCCAAUUUUUUUUUUUUUCCUGGUUGAUGCUGUGAGGUGAGGUCCGUCGAAAAAUGCCUCACAGAACGACUUAUUUCUUCCCGAGGCAAUUUCCGGAUCGGUCCGGAUUCGAUGCAUCUUCUAAGCAGCUGUUGGAUCACGAGAAGAAGAAGCUCAUCAAAGAUACUUUUAACACCGAAAAUGACCACAAAAAGGAAUACUCUGCAGUUGGCACGAGCACAUCACCAGUUCCUACCACGACCGCUAUACCAACUUCAGUAUCUUAUCUCUUCACGAGCAGCGAUGAUGAAAACUACCAUCAAAAGAAGUAUCAGUUUGACGAUAAGUUCCAAAAGAAGAAAAAACAACUUGCCGCCUGUUAUGACUGGCUCGCCGAGAAAAGAGCCAAUAGAUCGGCUUCUCACGUCAAGUUGCAAAGUUUAUCAUCUGAUGAUGAGGAUCGUCAGCUAUUGAUUACACCGGAACCUGCAGCGCCGGAGCUGGAGGUGAUUCCGGAGAUUAUUAAGGAGAGGGAUGUUGACUGCAACGUUGACCGCCAGUUGUCCUUGCCGAGACUGGCGAGUGGGAGUUGGAGUAGUUAUGCAGGUAGCUUGUUCUCGGGGACUACAUUGGAGGGAAACUUUUUGAGCGAUGUUAAGGACACUGCAACUAAUACCACGAGGCAGGAUACGGUGCAGGAGGAGGUGGUGGUGGUGGUGCAGGAUGAGAAGAAUGAAGAGAAGGGGGCGCAGAGGACAAGAGAGUCUUACUAUUUGCAGCUUGCUUUAGCUAAGAGGCUUAGUUUUCAAUCUGGCCUUGCUAGUGAGCUUGUACUUUUGCAGGAGGGCGUGCCUGAGUCCUUCGAUGCAGAAAUAGUAUCUUAUCGUCUCUGGGUUAGUGGAUGCUUGUCGUACGGUGACAGAAUUUCAGAUGGAUUCUAUAACAUUCUCGGGAUGAAUCCUCAUCUGUGGGUGAUGUGUAAUGAUGAAGAGGAAGGAAGGCGGCUGCCGCCUUUAAUUUCCCUUAGAGAAAUUGAACCCAGUGAGGCAUCAAUGGAGGUGGUUCUCAUUGAUGGGCGUGGCGACUCACGGCUUAAGGAGCUAGAGGAUAAAGCUCAUGAAAUCUAUCGUGCCUCGGAAAGUACGUUGGUGUUAGUGGAGAGAUUGGGAAAACUCGUUGCUUUUUGCAUGGGGGGAACUUUCCAGGUAGAGCAAGGUGAUCUUCAUAAACGCUGGAAAGUAAUUAGCAGGAGAUUGAGGGACUUCCAUAAGUGUAUUGUUCUUCCCAUUGGCAGCCUAUCCACGGGGCUUUGCAGGCACCGUGCAAUUCUAUUCAAGAAAUUGGCAGAUUACAUAGGUUUGCCAUGUCGGAUAGCUCGAGGUUGCAUGUAUUGUGUAGCAGAUCACAGAUCUUCUUGCCUUGUGAAAAUUGAGGACGACAGACGGUUGUCAAGGGAAUAUGUGGUUGAUCUAGUUGGGCAGCCAGGAAAUGUCCAUGGCGCAGAUUCCACUAUCAAUGGAGGGUUCAUACCUUCAAUUCCGUCGCCAUUUCAAAUCUCUUGUCUGAAAGAGUUUCAACAUCCUUACAUGGAUAAUGCAUAUAGUCAGAUUCUACGCUCAAAGCAUUCUUGUGCUUUGACAGAAAAUCCUCUAUGUUCAGGCAAGGAAGGAGAAGGCCAAAAAACAAGGGGGAAUCUCAAGUUUUCCUCUUAUGUUCCAGUUGAUCAAGCCUCUCUUGGAAAUGAGUCAACUUUGAUUCCUUUGGAUUUAAGGACGAAUGUGGAACCUCUUGAUGUCGCAGUCGAUUGUUCUAGCCUAGAACUUGAAGCAGAUCAAGUUCUCAUACAACAAACUUACAAAAACCAGAUUGUGGCGUCUGGAAGUCCAAUUAUUGACAAUGUUGGCAAGCAAGCUAAAGUGAACUUUUCCUGUCAGUCAGAUGUGAUGGAGGUGGAGGGUAGACUUGACAAUCAAGGGAGAUUACCUGCUGCCGCUGUCCCAAGAUAUUUGAACCUUGAGCCGUCACUUGCAAUGGACUGGCUUGAGAUCUCAUGGGAUGAAUUACAUAUCAAGGAGCGUGUUGGUGCUGGUUCUUUUGGGACAGUGCAUCGUGCUGAAUGGCAUGGAUCGGAUGUUGCUGUCAAGGUUUUAACUGUUCAAGAUUUUCAUUAUGAUCAGUUGAGGGAUUUUUUAAGAGAGAUUGCAAUAAUGAAACGUGUCCGUCAUCCAAAUGUAGUUCUUUUCAUGGGUGCUGUUACUAAGCCUCCUCAUCUAUCAAUUGUAACAGAGUACCUGCCUAGGGGUAGUCUAUACCGCCUCAUACACAGGCCAGCUGCUGGGGAAAUGCUGGAUCAGAGGCGGCGGUUACGUAUGGCACUGGAUGUGGCAAAGGGCAUCAAUUAUCUUCAUUGUCUGAACCCUCCUAUUGUUCACUGGGACCUAAAAUCUCCAAAUUUGUUGGUUGAUAAAAAUUGGACAGUAAAGGUGUGUGACUUUGGGUUGUCCAGAUUUAAAGCAAACACGUUUAUAUCAUCAAAAUCUGUAGCUGGAACACCCGAGUGGAUGGCUCCUGAAUUCCUUCGUGGAGAGCCCUCAAAUGAGAAAUCUGAUGUCUACAGUUUUGGAGUCAUCCUAUGGGAGUUGGUCACCAUGCAACAGCCGUGGAAUGGACUUAGUCCUGCACAGGUUGUUGGAGCUGUAGCUUUCCAAAAUAGAAGGCUUGCCAUACCACAGAAUACCUCCCAUGCGUUGGCUUCUCUUGUGGAAUCCUGCUGGGCUGAUGAUCCAGCUCAGCGCCCAUCUUUUGGCAAUAUAGUUGAGUCAUUGAAGAAGUUGCUGAAGUCUCCACUCCAGUUGAUACAGAUGGGCGGGACAAUAAAGAGUAGCUCCACCAAAGCCAGCUAAUAACUCGUGUGGAAUAUAUUUCGAGCACUCUGAACAGAUUUCGGAGCUUUGGUUGACAACUAAGUAAUGGUAAACCUCAGUAAUGUGUACUACUAAGUACUAACAGAGCCUCUUUGGUUCCAGGCAACUGUAGAUUUGUUACUCAUCUAACCGAUUUGAAAGUCAACUAAAGUCAUGAAAGUGGAAAUCUGCAUUUCAGAAAGCAGAGUUUUUCCUUCUGUAUUUGAAUAGGUAUGAGUAGCCUCUCUCAUAAGUUAUUUAUCAUUGCCAUUUCAGAACGUCAUAGAAUUAGGUAUAAGUCUGUAUUAUGCAUGCAACUGAAACUGCAAUUCUGUGCUGUAAUGAGGAAGUUCCUUCAUUGUGUU